AUGGCCUUCCCUCAGUUCAAGAAGCUUCCUGCUGAGAUCCAACGCAAGAUUUGGCUCGAGGCCCUCCCUGCGCCACGGAUCUACGAGCCAAACGACAACGCAAUCUGGAUAAGCAGUGACCAUCCCACUCGAUUCUACCGGGAGUUUCUCCCUCCUCGUGUCAGAGAGGCCUGCAAGGACGCGUACGAUGCGUGCAUGUCGGUUGGUCGUUUCACCUUCGGCUACUUUGACAAUUCCAACAUCCGGGGCCUCUGGUACAACGAGAUGCAGGACGCAGUCUACUAUUUUGCCUAUGACCAGUGGUACGACAACCCGUUGAUGGGCUUGAGAAAGAUCUACAUUUCCAUUGAAGUUGCUCUUUCCAUCUUCCUUGAGGAAGGGUUCACGGCCAAAGCCUUUGGUGCUUGUCGUCACCUUGUCGUCGCGCUAUACUUAGAUAAGCGGCAUGAGAUCGGAGAGAACAAGACUGGCAAUUUUGCGACGACGGUUCCGGUCUUCAGAGCUAUGAGAGACGACGAUAUCAUGGUUAAAGUGUCGGAGGUAGCGCACUUACUCGCAGAGCCGUUUCCGGAGCUGCUGAAGAAGAAGUUUCUGACCUGGGCCGACGUCAAGGGCAUGUUAUCGGAGAGGAGAAAGGAGAUACUCGAAAACUCAACCAAGCCUUGGAAUGCGUGGAUGAACAAGGGGCCCUUGCUCCUAGAGGCUGUGGAGGUCUUCAGAAAGCCGGACGUCGGGAUGGAUCCUGAAAGAUUGGUCUAG
Messenger RNA from Colletotrichum scovillei, 759 nucleotides. RefSeq lists its product as uncharacterized. NCBI's taxonomy places the organism in Eukaryota, Fungi, Ascomycota, Sordariomycetes, Glomerellales, Glomerellaceae. The record is from RefSeq and is a predicted model, not a curated record. The transcript has a single exon. Bases 1 to 759 code for a protein of 252 amino acids.